AUUUCUUCUUCUCUAAACCAUAUCAUAUCCCACCUUCCCCCCACUCACACAAUGUGUACCAUGGAGCAGAUGAUGAUCAACAAGAAACACACACACACAUGUUCCCCAACCACAAAACCCCUCACCAUGCACAAACACUCUCACAUCAUCUCCAAAAUCAAACCCAAGAUUCGCAUAAUUCACAUAUUCGCACCAGAGAUCAUCAAAACAGAUGUCGCAAACUUCAGGGAAUUGGUCCAAAGGCUCACCGGAAAACCAACUGAGAAGAAGAAACCGAAGACAAGAAAACAACCCCAUAAAAGAUCGAAUCUUUUGCAGGCUGGAAUGGAGGUGAGGGAGAAGAUCAAAGGGGAGGAAGAUAUAUGGGUUGGAGCGAAUUCUGGUGGAGGAUUCUUGGGUGGAUUUGGUGAUCUUGAUGGAUUCAUGCAAGAGUUUAACAAUCAUAAUCAUGGGUUCGCAUCAGUUCAACAAAAUCUUGAUACACCACCUGCUACUUUGGUUAAUUCUCAUCUGGAUUAUGGUUUUGGGGAAAGAUCAUUCAAUUUGCCUACCUAUAGCUAA
This is a messenger RNA of Lactuca virosa, 561 nucleotides long. NCBI's taxonomy places the organism in Eukaryota, Viridiplantae, Streptophyta, Magnoliopsida, Asterales, Asteraceae. The record is from the annotation of a GenBank genome assembly.